This is a messenger RNA of Cyprinus carpio (common carp), 4279 nucleotides long. RefSeq names its product 5-hydroxytryptamine receptor 1B-like. Gene Ontology annotation, biological process: vasoconstriction; adenylate cyclase-activating adrenergic receptor signaling pathway; regulation of behavior. Gene Ontology annotation, cellular component: plasma membrane. The record is from RefSeq and is a predicted model, not a curated record. Gene Ontology annotation, molecular function: G protein-coupled serotonin receptor activity. Lineage: Eukaryota; Metazoa; Chordata; Actinopteri; Cypriniformes; Cyprinidae.
GGGUGCGUUUAUUUUUUGAUGAAUUAAAAGGGUGUUAAAAGAUAAGGAGGCACUAAGACCCAGAGGACAGCAUCCUCUCUCAAACUAGAAGAGCAUGGUUAUCAAAGCAGCAACUUUUGCAUCACAGCCCUAUAAAAAGCAAGAACCCUGCGACCGCCUAUCAGUGAAACGUAUGAAAAAUUGCCGCUGCUUGCGGGCAAAGUAUCUACCUUUUAAAGGUGACUCGUUUGUGGACGUGAAGCAAGAGGAGCACUGGAGAAGGAUGCAGGGAUGUUCUUACACAACUUCUGGGAUGCUUUAUUAUAUUGUGCAAUUGUGCAACUGGCAUGCCCGCGGCUGAUUUUUAUUUUUCUUAGAGACCGAAGUUUGAGAAUUAGAAUGAAGCAGAAAGAUAUAUUUGCAUGUCACAGAACGAAAACAUCCAUGAGCGUUUGUCUGCACCUGAUGCUGGAGCUGACGGGAAUCAUGAAGCGCAGAAAAUACUGCUUUAUUUUCAAAAUAUGAAAACAUAUGUCUGCUGGGAUGGAGCGCAGCGGUCAUUUCAAACCAACACCUGGCCAUUUCGAGGUUUUGAACGCCUCGACCGGCACCAAUGUGACUUUAACGUUUAAAACGGACGAAAAACGAGAAAGUUUCGCGUUCCAAGUCACCUUAGCGUCAGUUCUCGGUCUCAUCACUCUUGCGACUAUAUUAAGCAAUGCGUUUGUCAUCGCCACCAUCUCCCAGUCCAGAAAGCUCCAGACACCGGCGAACUUCUUGAUCGCGUCCCUGGCCGUCACGGACCUUCUGGUGUCGGUGCUCGUGAUGCCCAUUUGCGUGCUUUACACGGUUACGCACGUGUGGUCGCUCGGGCAGGUUAUCUGCGACAUCUGGCUGUCCUCAGAUAUCACCUGUUGCACUGCGUCCAUUCUUCACCUCUGCGUAAUCGCCUUGGAUCGAUACUGGGCUAUAACGGACGCGGUCGAGUAUGCCAAGAAACGCACCCAAGCGCGCGCCGCGGCCAUGGUGGCGACCGCCUGGAUCAUCGCCAUCUCCAUCUCCCUGCCGCCUUUCUUCUGGCGGCAGGUGAAGGCAGGGGAGCUCACCACCUGCUCGGUCAACACGGACCACAUCUUCUACACCAUCUACUCCACUUUUGGGGCUUUCUACAUCCCUACGCUGCUGCUCAUCGCCCUGUACGGGCGGAUUUACGUGGAGGCGAGAAAGCGCAUUUUGAAGCAGUCGCCCAAAAAAGCGGGGAAAAGACUCACUUCGGCACAUCUGAGCACUAAUUCUCCCGCUUCGGUGGCUUCGACUUCUCCUUUGCAUUGUGGAAGGCAAGAGCUGUGCUCGGACAGCGGGUCUCUGGGCAGUGACAAUCAAAUUAGAGUAACUGUGUCCGAUUCACUUCUGGAGAAAAAGAGAAUCUCGGCCGCGCGCGAGAGGAAAGCCACCAAAACCCUGGGCGUUAUUUUAGGAGCCUAUAUUGUGUGCUGGUUGCCGUUUUUCAUUUACACACUGCUGGUUCCCCUCUGUCCAUCCUGCUUUUACGCAGAACUCUUUGACUUUUUCAAUUGGCUUGGCUAUGUCAACUCACUGAUCAAUCCAAUAAUAUACACCAUGUCGAAUGAUGACUUUAAAAAAGCUUUUCACAAACUCAUAAGCUUUAGAUGUUGCAGACGACCGUAAAAUAGAUAAAUAAGUAUAAUAAUGUCAGUCAGUCGGUCAUUAUCGCAAGUGACAUCUCUGCGCUGUUGAAUGCUUGAUUCUGAUUGGUUGACAGACAUUAUAAGGUGUUGAUUGUUGUUCUGCAUCUGUAGUGAUUUGAAGCGUUCCAGUUCAUUACAGUCCCAUAUCAUUAUUUAAUAUUUUUUUUCUUUUUUUUUGUUAAUUAAAAAAUAAAAGCAGACAAAUACACGGCCAAAAAAAAAAAAAAAAAAAGACAGACAGCAGGAUAAAAAUGACAAAUUAUUUCGAUUUUGUCUAAACUAAUUAAUCUAAUAGCCUCGCUGUUUGUAAUUAUGUUGCUGCUGUCUAUGAACACUGCAGAGAGCCGCAGCAGACGCAGGUUAUCACACGCGCGCUCCCUCCGUCUAGCUUUCUCUGUCACAAACACAACCUUGGUUACUCCAAAAACUGCUUAGAAACAGCCCAAACCUUGGUUACUAGUUCAAAAAGUGACACUUUCGAAUUAAUAAGGCAAGGAAAAAAGAGUGUUUGAAAGAGUCUGAGGUAAACGCAUUAAAAACUAACAUGGUAGCCAUUGUGUAAGCUAAAUGAUUAACUUCAGAUCACGUCGUGGCGUAGCCUAUAUUGUGAAAAACUGACAUGUGACUGCAUAUUAUUCAACUUAUUUAACGGUUACUUUACCAGGGACGGGUUGGUAAUACUGGUUUCCUUAAAAAUCGUACUUUUUCCUAGGAUUCACAUCAUACGAAUUCAUAGGAAAUUGCCAUCUUGAUCCUAAGUACUGAUAAUGACUGUCUGACUGCAUAUUAUAUCAAUACUUUAAAAAGAAGUGAAUGAUUGAAUACAUAAAUAAACAAGUAAAAGAACAUGAAAUGAUUACUGAGCUGAUAUUCUAUUAGUUUACCUGUAGAUACAACAAAGACCAAACAUGAGCACAGAUGCACAGGAAACAGGGUUCGAGUGGUCAAUCAGACUGAAAAAUCAGAAUCAAAACUCCCAGACAGCUAUGUAAAAAAUGUUGUUAUAUGGACCUCGGUUGACAUAGUAUACUAAGGCUUCUCUUUCAAAACUGAGCAGAAUGUACUACAAUGACUUUGGAAUUCAUAAUAGUGCUUGUGGUCAACCAGGCGCUAAUUAAUAACACAAAAUUGCGUAAAAAGCUUCAUUGUCUUUAUAAAAUGUGCAAUUCAAUUGCUCUUAUGUGAUCACUGCCUAUGGCUGCUGACUGAUCCUAAACUUAAUAAAUAAGUUGGGUAAUCCAUUUGCUUGUGCUCACAUCCAAUACGUCUUUCGUCUUGUGUUACAGUUGAUUAAACGGUGUGAAUAUGUGUUUUUUUACAGCAGUGCAUGCUUACCUUAUACUUAAAUAAUGAAAACAGGCCUACUGAUGAUAAAGUAUUGUACUGAAAUCUAUUAUUGGUGUGGCUCUCCUUGUCCAAGCUUUCAAAAUGUGGGUGUUUUGGUGAGAAGUCCUUGUAUGCUAUGGGAAUUUAUACUGAGGUCAAGUACUCAGUAUAGAAGCAUCAGCAGUACAGCAAGAGUUCAAGUGCCGCAGAUAGAGUUAAACUGACCGACCAGACGUCCUCAAGAUUUAGAUGUGAAUUGAGACCAACUUCUAACCCAUUCUGCUCUAUACACUCAUACAGUAAGUCAUAUUAUCUGUCACUCAGCAGUAUGAGAGAUCACGGAGUAACUGAGAGUGACACGUCUACUGCAGGAGGUGAGUAAUAUGUCAAAUACGCACCAGAAAAGGGCUGAGGGGGAGAUAUCGACCUGUCAAGCCCAUAUGGAGGUGACAGGGAAAGAACACUGCAAAGCCGCAGCAUUUUGCCAAAAGGCACAUUUGAUAUUUCCCACAAUUCUGCUUUACCACAAUGAGCCUGUGUUUCCUUCAACCCUGUCUUUCUAUGUGUAGUCAUGGUGGAUAUUGAUUUAGUUAUCAUGCUGCAAAACCUCCUACAGCAGCCAGUGAAAUUGGGGACAUUUUUAAGCAGGGGACCAAUGGACUAGAAACUGACAUGAAAAUCAUCAUGAAAAUGAAAAUCACGCUGAUAUUUUCACUGGUUUUUGGAGUGCAGACACAUUUAAUGCCUACAAAUUUGAUGUGAAGUGAGUUUUAAAGACCUAAUUUUAUACCAUUACAGCUUGAAUGCUUAACACCAUGCAAGCACCCGCAAUAAGUGUAAGCUGUCCUGUCAGAACCGCUUAACAGUGAAUCACAAAUUAGCUCUUAGAAAGCAACAGUGGUGGAAAAGCAAGCAACAUGGUGGCAUAAAUGUAUUUUUUUCUAACCAUAUUAGUCUUUUUGGAGUAUGCUGAUUAACGUCUUUUAUCAUGAGUAGUUUUAGUAUAAAAUGAUUUGGACAGGCUUGGAGGAGCUGUUAAUUAUUUGUUUGUUGGUUUAAUUAAUUUGAAUUUAAUCUCAUGUCUCUGCCAUUUAUCUUUUCUUCUGAACCCAUUAAAAGUAGUAGAUUUAAUACCAUGCAAAAUAAAUCUUGCAUUUCUCUCAUAAGCCGUUGUUGUUAUUAAAUGUUUUUCUUUUAUUGUUUUUUGAUUUAAUAUAAUUCAAAUUGAAUUAUUUGGUUAUAGCACAUGAAUCAUCUUAAAUAAA